Messenger RNA from Nerophis ophidion (straightnose pipefish), 1689 nucleotides. RefSeq names its product myo-inositol oxygenase (gene miox). Gene Ontology annotation, molecular function: inositol oxygenase activity; iron ion binding. Gene Ontology annotation, biological process: inositol catabolic process. The record is from RefSeq and is a predicted model, not a curated record. The coding region runs from base 120 to 968 and encodes 282 amino acids. Lineage: Eukaryota; Metazoa; Chordata; Actinopteri; Syngnathiformes; Syngnathidae. Gene Ontology annotation, cellular component: cytoplasm. The transcript is spliced from 10 exons.
AUACCCCUUCAGAUUCGACGAACUCUGGUUAAAGUGUGACUGGAUUCCACUUGUUUAGGCCCGGUGGCAUAUAAAACAUACGCUAGUCAUCACCUGCAACCAGACUUGCUCUCGCAGCCAUGAGAGUCAUCAAUUUAGGUCCGGACCCGUCGCUGGCAUAUCGGCCAAAUACUGGCAAGGUAAAGAAAGACUACAGGAACUUUGAGAGCGGAAGCCUUACGGAGCGCGUGUUCAACACGUACAAGCUGAUGCACACCAACCAGAGGGUGGACUUUGUAAGGCAAAAGCACUUGAAAUGGAGCAAUUGCAACCACGCCGAGAUGUCAAUGAUGGACGCCAUCAAGUCCCUGGACCAGGUAGUGGACGAGUCCGAUCCGGAUGUGGACUUCCCCAACUCUUUCCAUGCCUUCCAGGUAGCUGAGGGUAUCCGCAAAGAGCACCCUGACAAAGACUGGUUCCAUGUGGUGGGUCUGAUUCAUGAUGUUGGGAAGACCAUGGCUCUGUGGGAUGAACCUCAAUGGGCCGUGGUGGGUGACACGUUCCCUGUAGGCUGCAAGUUUCAAAACUCCAUCGUGUUCCGAGACAGCACCUUCCAGGACAACCCGGAUGAAAUCAAUCCCGAAUACAACUCUAAAUAUGGAAUUUACAAACCAAACUGUGGACUAGACAAAGUCCUCAUCUCCUGGGGACAUGAUGAGUACCUUUACCAAGUGCUUAAGUUCAACAAGAGCCGCAUCCCAGAGGAGGGCUUGUACAUGAUCCGCUAUCAUUCCUUCUACCCGUGGCACUCCCACGACGACUACAUGCACCUGUGUGACGACAGAGACCUGCAGAUGCUCCCCUGGGUGAAAGAGUUCAACAAAUUUGACCUCUACACAAAAGUGGUAGAGCUGCCCGAUGUGGAGAAGCUGCGGCCGUACUACCAAUCACUGAUUGACAAGUACUGUCCCGGAAUACUGAGGUGGUAAACUGGCUCAAGAGUAGCCCUUCACUAAAUCUAUUCUAAUUCAUAGUAUUCGUACAGUACAAUAGAUGUAAAUGUUUUGUACGUAUCGACAAAGGUUGACUUUUUCCAAUCGUUUAUUGUAUUUCGAUGUUAUUUAAAAAGUGUGUUUGACUGCGCAGGGUUAUUUCUGACACAGAAAGGCACAUUUGUGGUUAAGGAGGAAAAGUGUCGUGAUCAUUUUGUUUUGUUUGUAAGUGACAGAAAAAAACAAUCCAUAAAGGGAAAAUAACUUGUAGAAAAAAAAAAAAGGGAGUGGAAAAAGAAGUCUUGCAUGCAGCGUCCUUUCAAAAUAAAAUGCAAUCAACCAGCGUGUUGUUUGAUGAGCAGCGUGUGGACAUGUACACACGUGAGCUGGGUCAGAAAGUACAAAUAUAUACACACACAUACUUCUUUGCUCUAUUAAGUUACAUUUUGGUAACAUCUCUCACUGUUCCUCCUCCUCCUGUUCCUCUUCCUCCUCCACCUCUCCCUCAUUGCUGAUACCCUCUUUCUCAUCAUCUUCCUCCCCCUCAUUCUCAAACUGUUCUUCUUCCUCAUCAUCUUCCUCCACAUCCUCAUCACCCGUCUUUAGUCUAGCUGCCGUUCCCAAAUCCUCCCCAUUGUCGUCAGUCGUACUUGCUUUUGGAUCGCUGGCAUUUGCAGAAAGGUCCGUCGUUGGCCUCUUUGUCAACGCCUGCAGUAGG